AGCUGCUCAGGGCUGCAAACUAUGAUAGGAACGAAUUUUGAAAGUUGCAAAAGUGCAAGAACUGUUCCAAGCCUGGUGUAUAUCUGUCAACGUGUCCUUGGUGCAAAUAUAGACCGCAUCGUUAGCUUUGGGGAUGAAGUUCCGUAUCGGCUGAUCGGGCCAAUUCUACAAGGCUGUACUGCAGACACGCUCCUGAGGCUUGAGCAGGAAACCCCGCAUCUUCAUGAGUGUACAUUGGAGCUCUGGAAAGACAUAUGUGUUCGAACUUAUCCCACUGCUGUUGAUCAAGUACUGAGCACUCCUGGUGAUGAACCAGAGUCGUGGCGUGAUUUUUAUGUUUGUACAAGAGAAAGAGAGAUCAGACGCUUUGAAGAAGCCGCCAACAAGCUUCGCAGCCAACGAAUUGAAGCCGAGGAGAUGAAACGAAAACGUCAAGUCAAGCUCACGGAUAGGCUCCCACCUACAAAGCGGCCUAGAACCGGUUGUAUGUCUGCCUCUCUGACUUCUGGGUUCUCUAUCUGCUUUUCGUCUCAUGCUUGCUUUCACAUGUGCACGGGGUUGAAAGUCGCGCUGCCCCCUAAAACGCUUCUAGAGAAGACACGUAAGGAAGCAACGAAGUUCCAGAGAAGUGUCCUUGGACCACCGACUUUGCCACCAGCUGGUAAUUCGAAGGGUUUCCGAGCUAAAAUUGGCGCUCCUUGUGCUCAGUUUACUGAAAAAGACGAGAGCCGUGUUAAGAUAAAUACGAUUGUUGUGCGUAACUCCUCACCGCCAAACCUCUUGUUACCCUCGUCACAAGCUCUGCACAAACCGGAACCCACAACAAGGACAUCUAGAUUAUCUCAAAGUCGACCUAAUCGUUGACGUAGUACAAAUACUCCCACGUGCAAGUCACCUGAGAUUGCAGCUAGGAAAGUUCCGCUGCGUACCUUAUUUUCGAGUAAGGCAGCAUUGUCUUCCCAGGAAUCGAGAUCACUUCUCUCUACUUCUGGUGCUCGCUUGAUAGCAUAUAGCUUCCUUCUAUUGCUGUUGUAUCCUCGUAGUGUAAUAUUU
Fomitiporia mediterranea MF3/22 is the source of this 1053-nucleotide messenger RNA. RefSeq lists its product as uncharacterized. The transcript is spliced from 6 exons. The record is from RefSeq and is a predicted model, not a curated record. Bases 22 to 864 code for a protein of 280 amino acids. Gene Ontology annotation, cellular component: nucleus; elongin complex. NCBI's taxonomy places the organism in Eukaryota, Fungi, Basidiomycota, Agaricomycetes, Hymenochaetales, Hymenochaetaceae. Gene Ontology annotation, biological process: transcription elongation by RNA polymerase II.